This is a messenger RNA of Penicillium cataractarum, 900 nucleotides long. RefSeq names its product putative esterase/lipase. Bases 1 to 900 code for a protein of 299 amino acids. The transcript has a single exon. Gene Ontology annotation, molecular function: hydrolase activity. Lineage: Eukaryota; Fungi; Ascomycota; Eurotiomycetes; Eurotiales; Aspergillaceae. The record is from RefSeq and is a predicted model, not a curated record.
AUGUUUUCAAUCCUAACAUAUUGCUAUCUCAAGACACUUGCGGUUCUUCUGCGAUCCAUCAUCGCCCUGGGUAGCCGCAUUGCAGGCCGCCCUGUACCCCGACCGGAUGAAGUUCAACACAUCGCAUCGCGCGAUCCAGGGAGGACGAUCAAAAUCUAUGUGUAUCGCCCUGCCAAAUCAACCACAGGGCCGAGUCCGGUUCUGAUCAACUUCCAUGGUAGCGGGUUCCUACUCCCCAUGCAUGGCAGCGAUGUGGAAUUCUGUCAAACUAUCAGCGACAACACUCAAUACACAGUGCUAGAUGUGCCGUAUCGCCUGGCGCCAGAGAAUCCGUUCCCUGCAGCGCUGAACGAUGUCGAAGAUGCUAUCAAAUAUGCCCUCAGUCGCUCGGAAGAGUUCGACCGCUCCCGUAUUUCUCUCUCUGGAUUCAGCGCAGGGGGAAACCUCGUGCUGGCAGCGUCGGCCACACUCUUCCCUCCUAAUACCUUCCGCUCUCUCAUUGCAUUCUAUCCCGCGUUAGAUCUGGCCUCCGACGCGGCUACCAAGGUCGCCCCAGAUCCCAGCGGACGCGUGAUUCCCAUCCCCAUUGCGCGUUUCUUCAAUCGCUGCUACGUACCUCCCGGCGUGGACAGACGGGAUCCCCGAAUCUCUCCCAAGUAUGCCGAUCUGGAGAGAUUCCCACACCGAAUGCUGAUGAUCACUGCCGAGGGCGACUCGCUGGCUCUCGAGGCAGAAGAUCUCGCAAAGAAGCUUGAGCAACUUCCCGGGCGACAUGUGGUCAGCGAACGCAUGGCAGGGUGCAACCAUGCGUGGGACAAGCGCACGCGGGCGGGAACCCCACAGCGAGAGGCUCGGGACCGGGCAUAUACGAUGGCUGUGGACAUGUUGAACGAGGCUUAA